Messenger RNA from Eptesicus fuscus (big brown bat), 1141 nucleotides. RefSeq names its product centrosomal AT-AC splicing factor (gene CENATAC). Lineage: Eukaryota; Metazoa; Chordata; Mammalia; Chiroptera; Vespertilionidae. The coding region runs from base 9 to 1028 and encodes 339 amino acids. The record is from RefSeq and is a predicted model, not a curated record. The transcript has 11 exons.
GCCCGGCGAUGGCUCCGGCGCAGCGCUGCUCUCUGUGCCGCCAGACCUUCUUCUGCGGCCGCGGGCACGUCUACAGCCGCAAGCACCGGCGGCAGCUGCAGGCGGCUCUGGACCGGCUCCUGCCCCAGGUGCGGGCGGGCAGACCAGUGGAGGCCGCCCGCAAGGCCGUCCGCUCGGCGCAGGUGGAGCGGUACGUCCCGGAGCACGAGCGGCGCUGCUGGUGCCUGUGCUGCGGCUGCGAGGUGCGCACACACCUCAGCCACGGGACCCUGACGGUGCUGCACGGGGGGCUGCUGGAGCACCUGGCCAGCCCAGAGCAUAAGAAAGCAACGAACCGAUUCUGGUGGGAGAACAAGGCUGAGUUUCAGCUGAAAGAGAAGUUUCUCAUCUCCCCUCAGGAUUAUGCACAAUUCAAGAAAUCCAUGGUGAAAGGUUUGGAUUCCUAUGAGGACAAGGAGGACGAGGUGAUCAGAGAGAUGGCAGCUCACAUCCGAGCGGUGGAGCACAGCCGGCAGGAGGUGGUUCGGUCCAUCUUAGAGUCUCAGGCAGUGCCAGACCCAGAAGAGGGCUCUUCGGCACCUGGAAGCUGGAAAGGGACAACCAGUCAAGUAGCCUCCACCUCACAGUGGCCCCCAUACUUGGACCUGCCACCUGCCCCAGAGCUUGACUGGAUGGAGACAGGACAACCUCUGACAUUCAUUGGUCAUCAGGACACACCAGGAGUUGGUAACAUCCACUCAGGCGCCACACCGCCCUGGAUGGCCCAAGAUGAGGAACACAGCUCUGGGAACCAACCAAUAGGCCCUUCCUAUGAAGAAUUUCUUAAAGAAAAGGAAAAACAGAAAUUGAAGAAACUCCCCCCAGACAGAGUUGGAGCCAACUUUGACCACAGCUCCAGCACCAGCGCAGGCUGGCUGCCCUCUUUCGGACGGGUCUGGAACAACGGGCGCCGCUGGCAAUCCAGGCAUCAAUUCAAAACUGAAGCCGCAGCAAGGAACAAACAGCCGUCAAAGAAAAUGGUUUCAUGAGGCUAGAAGCCACGCCAGCAAACCCACACCUGCACUACCCUUUGUGACUGCCUCACUUAGGAAAAAGACACACCCACUUACUGAUUUAAUAAAGGUUUAUUUUUCAAAAUGUA